CGAUUUUAUUAAUUAUCACCAUUUUUGUUAAUUUUGUUCUGCAAAUUUGAUAAUUAUCCCUCAAAGUACCAAUGAGUGAAUUAACCACCAGUUAGUUUUGUUAGUUCUGUUAACCGCAGGUUAAAUUUAUUAAAAUUUUUGCAAUUUUGUGAAUUAACCACCAGUUUUAAGCCCUGUAAGUAGUUUUGAGUUGCCAUUUGAUGAAUCAGUGUAGAAGUGAAAGUCUGUUGGAAGUGAUAUUAUACCUCCUUUGGAUCUGUUAGCAUCCCAACCAUCGAGAACGAAUUGCAUCCCAACCAUAUAAGAAUGAAUUGUAUCCCAACCAUAUAAGAAUGAAUUGCAUCCUGAUUUUCAGCAAUUGAAAAAAUGUAAAAGUUAGCAAUUGAUGUAAGCACCUUUUGGAAGUGUCCAACCUAGUUAACGAUGUCAGCAAGGUGUGCAACCUUUCCGGGAUAAGUGUCAACACCAGUAGCUAAUACUACCGCCUCUAAUUCACCUUGUUUACGGGUUGAACCAGAGAAGACCUCACUACUAUACCAUAACAGUUCUUUGAGUUAUCCCUCGAAAUAAUUAGUUUGAUAAUGAAAGCUGGAAGUUUAUGGGAUUAAUGCUUGCUAUAUAUUCUUCCGUUGUGUGUUGGUCGUGUUGUAUACCUUGAUUCUGAUGUGGUUGUUGUUGAUGAUAUAUCCACACUUUACAAUUUCAACUUAGUUGAUGACAAAGUAUUGUCUGCCCCUGAGUAUUGUAAUGCCAACUUUAAUACCUAUUUGAACUUGCAUGUUAAUAAUUAGUCAAAUAAUUGAAUCUGUUUUUAUUUGAAAUCACAUGAAUAUGCCUAACAUGCUUGUGCCUGUAACUUUUACAAUUCGUUUAUGGAAAUGAGCUUCACAACCAGGGAAAUAUCAUGAUGCUGCACAGAAAUACUUGCGUGUCUUGGCCUGCGAUGAAAAGAAUGUCAAGGCCUUAUACCUUAGGGGCCAAGCAUGCAAAGAAUUAGGUCAAUUAGAGGCACUUGAAGUUACCCCUGGCGAUGACACAAUUGCUGAAGUUUUAAGGGAGGCUAAAGAAAGUCUAGGAAAAGGAGAUGUCACGCGAACUUCAACAGAUCAUUCCCAGCUCUUUGGGUUCAUCAAGUGGUAGAUUGAGUUUAAAGUCUCGUUCAAAAUGUACCUGUUGAUGAUAUUGAUGUUGUUGGUGAGAAGAGCAACUCUUCUGGUUUAUAUUCCAAUCCAGGAAGUUCAUCCCAAUCAAGUUUUCCUACAUCAAUGGGUGAUAUGCAAGAACCGAUGAGAAAGAAGAUGAAGAUCUUGCCAUGAGAACAGUGUUCUCUUUGAUGUUGAAAAUUAUGAGUCCAUAUAUGAUGGCCAGCUUGAGUGAGCAAUUAAUUUGGCCUUAAGCUUCCAAAGAAGACGCUGCAAAAGCUCAAAAAUCCAUUAUAACAUUGUCACCUGAAGAUCUGGAUAAAAUGAUGAUAUACAUUUUGAAGAUGAUAUGAUAUGAUAGAGGAUAUGAUACAUUUUGAAGAUGAUAUGAUAGAGGAGAGAGAAUGUUAGAGAGAGAAGCUGGAGGGAAAUCCUCUCCAGCUACGAAUACAACCACCGCCCUCACGGUAAACUCCAUCUUGACAGGGACCGUGCACUCCGUCCAGCAGCACCAACAGGCACGACCAAGGGGUAAGAGUCAACCACCAACAUCAUCAACCACCUCUCAACCACAAAUUUCCAUAUCUCCAACAGAAACUUGCACACACCCCCAAACAACACCAUCCAUAACAGCAUCCCUUCCUAAGACCUUUAGAGAUGUUGUUUCUCUGGAACACCCACUUACCAUAUCCUUAAAACAACCAACACAAAUCAAGCCACAUCUACCAUACUCCACUACCCCACCACCACCAGUAACCCUAGGGGAUGGUCUUUUCCUACCAGUUUCAAAGGAGAAGUAUGAGGAAAUCUCCAAGCCAUGGCUAGAAUCGGUGAUUGUAAAAGUAAUAGGUAAAUCCUUUGAAAAACAAUUUUUCCGUAAGGAAAUGAUGAGAAUAUGGAGCAUACAGUCAAAAUUGGAACUUCUGGCCCUAGGGAAGGGUUUCUAUGCAGUUCACGGGCUACCAGCAGAAGCUAGAACUAAUGUUCUGGCAAAUGGUCCAUGGUUCAUUAUGGGAGCCUUACUGUGGACAAGAAACUGGGAACCAUCCUUUAGACCGUCCAUGGCCAACGUUGAUAUGGGACCAGUUUGGGUCACCCUACCAGAACUCCCCCUAGAAUUCUACUCAAAAGAGAUGCUGGAAGGAAUUGGCCAACAACUGGGCACACUGGUUAAGGUGGAUACACAUUCUCUUAGGGGGGAAGCGAGGAAAUUUGCGAGCCUUUCCGUGCUUGUACCAAAGGGAACACCACCAGCAAAGGGAAUUUGGCUAGGAAGAACUUACCAACCCUUUGUCUACUCAACAGGCAUCUGGUUCUGUAAGGGGUGCAACGCUUUUGGUCAUGCAAAUGACUCGUGCUCAAAAAAUAAAAAUGGCAACACCCAAACACUUGAAAAAGGAGAUGGAAACAUGGCCAAACAGAGGUGGACCAGUGAAGAAGACGAAACGUGGAAAAUGAUUAGUAGAAAAGGAAGGAAGAUUAAUGAUAAUCACGUCAUUAGUAGGGGGGGCCAACCCACUAACCAACAAAGGUGGACCCCAAAAAAGAACAAGGAGCCGUCGUUUGCAGAGGAAAAAACUUAUGGGGAACCCUCAAAAAUUUCGGAAAGUGUGAGAACAGAAGAAGUAUUCAUGGAACACACCUCCAAUCCUUUCUCUGCUCUAGAAUCCCUUGAAUCUAGGGAAAUAGAAGAUGAAGAACUGAUGGAAAACCCAUCAACCACUAUACCCUUGCCACGCAACACUCAAACUCCCUCGAAACCCAACACUCAAUCUGUAACCACCCUACCCUUCAUCCAAACCCUUACUCUACCCCGUAAUGAUGGCACGACACGAAACCCAAACACAAACCAUAGCCAAAUUCAAAUAACUUCCACUUCCCAACACAAUACCCAAAACACAAACAUCAGCCAUGACCCCUCCAAAAACACUAUCACCUCAAUCCUCAACAGGAAGCUCAUCACCCACCACCUCGACAGCCUCACCUCCAUUAAUGGAGUCGGAACCACCCAUUCUCCUCCGCUGCCCCUCGCUCCCCCUAAAACCAGAAAUAAAUCUCCACAACACCUUUUAUCUCCUACCCUGCCAAUUCCACCUUCAAGAACUAUCACUACAAGAAGUCAAGCAAGUCAUUCUCAACCCGAAAUCAGCUCCACCAGAGGUGGACGAUCUUUUAAUGUUCACGGGGGGAGAAGACUUCGAAAUAGCCCACCUACCUCAAUUUUACAACGGAGAUCACCUUCCGCCGGUGAUGGCCGUCUUCAUGGAAUGGCUUCUCAAGAAAGAGGUCGGAGUCGAACAAGAGGAAAUCGGUCUCCUUCACAACCUGGGCCCAUGGCUCGACCCACCCCCCCUUCUCCCGAAGUGGAGACAAUUUGCCCAACUCAGGGAUGCUCCGAUCAGAGUGAAAGCCACAUGCAACACAAACGCUUUGAUGGCCAUGUCGAUCCUUCCAAAGCUCAAACAACUCUCAAUUCGGGUGAACUGGGAAGAGGUAAGAGGAAAAAGAAACCUAAGGGUCACAAAGAUCCAUGCAAUUCCUCAGAGGGAGAAGUGGGUGUGCCCCAUCACUCACGAAGAGAUCGACCCGAGGUGGGAAGCCCAAACGGCAAAGGUCAAGGCGAUGAAACGCCAACCUAAAUUACCUUAUAAUAUGUCAAUUAUCUACUGGAAUGCUAGGGGAAUUGGUAGGAAGUCUUUCAACCCCAACUUCCGUCAUCUAUUAACUACUCACAAGCCUGAUAUGGUUAUCAUCUCUGAAACGCAAGCUGGUCGAGCCAAAACCGCUAGGAUAGUUGCUAACCUCCCCUUUGACUCUUGGUACUUGGUCGAGCCGGUGGGAGUUGCUGGAGGCAUUCUUCUGAUGUGGAGGACGGACCGCAUCAACGUCCACAUCAUCAAUGAGAAUCGCCAAGGAGUACAUGGCCUUAUCGAGGUAUUCAUGAACAAACCUUGGGAGCGUUCCUUCACGACUGAUGAAAUAAAAUGUGUUCGAGACAAGUUGGCACGAUUUAUUACUAAUGAAUGUCUUUGAUUGUUCACAUUUUUAGCAUUAUAAUGAAUCUAAUACUUUAGUUAGCUACCUUUUUCCAUUAAUCAAUUUAGAUACAAUAUAUUUUAACCCGUUGUUUGAUAUUUGUUUUUUUUUUUUUUCACUUGUGUUAUUGAAUGGUGUAUGGAUGAGCUAAGGGCAUGUUUAUUGGUGUAUAGUAUAUACGUUGUGGUUUAA
Molecule: messenger RNA, 4370 nt
Organism: Spinacia oleracea (spinach)
Lineage: Eukaryota; Viridiplantae; Streptophyta; Magnoliopsida; Caryophyllales; Amaranthaceae
Exons: 8
Coding region: 1547-3781 (744 amino acids)
Source: RefSeq, a predicted model, not a curated record